This is a messenger RNA of Morchella sextelata, 1497 nucleotides long. RefSeq lists its product as uncharacterized. The record is from RefSeq and is a predicted model, not a curated record. The transcript is spliced from 3 exons. NCBI's taxonomy places the organism in Eukaryota, Fungi, Ascomycota, Pezizomycetes, Pezizales, Morchellaceae. The coding region runs from base 1 to 1497 and encodes 498 amino acids.
AUGCGUAACCCCCCUUUCGAAGGAUAUGCUAUUGCUCCUGGCAUCCUUUAUCCACACCUCAUUGACUCGAGCCUGCAACGACCACCGUUCGCGUUCAUCAAUUCUCUUAAUCAAAAGGCCUAUCACCCAAGGUUGCUAGAUCCCAUGCCCAUUUUGCCACUCUGCAGGCAGCGAGAGGAGCGAGAGGAGCUCCUCGUUCCCGAUGAUUAUCCGGUUAUCACUUAUGAUCAUAUCACCAACAAACCCCCACCAACCUCUAGCACCUCUUAUGUUAGCAUCAACAACCCCCCAGAAACUGUUAACACCGCUUAUGUUAGCAUAAACAAUUCCACACCAUCCGUUUCCUUUUCUGAGCCUAUCAUCACCAGUCCCAAAAUAUGUGUGAGCGCUUCCGAUCUCCUCACUAAGAACCACCCAACACAUCUCAUCCUUUCCGACCAGUCCACCAUCAACCCCCCAACCCCCGAACCAACAGCAUCAGAGCGCAGCGAAACCUAUGAGUACUAUCUCACCAAUCACCCCCGCCCGAGCCGCCAAAUGAUUCAACAGUGGUUCUUGCACACCUACCAGCGCCACAUCUCGACGGCACAAGUCAAUAGUAUCAUCCACACCCGCGGCGGAAUCCCACAAUCCCGCUUCUCACACCGUAGAGACAUCCCGAGGAAGGACUUCAACUAUGAAGAGGCGAUGGAACGCGAACGAGUUGUGGUCUGGGGAUGGUAUACCCAGAUACGGGAGCUUGAGGGGAAGAGGCCAACCAUGAGCAGGGUUGCGUCUUGGUGGGAGGAGGCCGAUGGAGGGAGAAUGUUGAGUAUAUCGACUCUGUCGGCAAUUUUAACGAAGAUGAGACAGAGACAAGACGAAGCUGCACAGCCCGAGGAAGCAGCGAAAGAUCAGGACGAUACCAACGAGCUGGGAUCGAGCAACGAUGAGGAGGCGAAGUCGGGAGCUCCCGAAACGCGGCAGGCCACCAAUCGCUUGAAGAGACCAGCGCCGGAGGACUGGGAAGACGACGACGACCUUGUCGGCCCAUGGUGUAAGUCUGGGAAAGAAGCCGAGGAAGUUCUUGAGGAACUUCUCCAAAAGAAAAAGAGGACACGGCAUAUGUAUCCCGGUACCUACAUGGAGUCUCUUAAGCCACAGGCGAAGCGCGUGAGGGUUACUCCGCCACCAAACCCUGCUCAGGUCACCGGUGAGCACCUCGACAUUGAGACACGGAUGUGGAAUUGGUGGCGCAGGCAUCGUGACAGCAGGCGUAUCUCGACUGCCAAUAUUGUUACUAAGAUCAGGAACUACUGGACCGAGCUGGAGAAGACUGACCCUGUUCCUGACUUUAACGAGUUCGCGGAGUCCUUCAAGAUUAAGUACAACCUUGUAACUAAUGAAGGAGGUCCUUAUCCAGCUGAUAUGCUUGAUAUGUACCAGGAGAAUGGUCCCACCAUGUCCACACAGGUCAGAGCUCGUCGAGUCCCUGGCCAAAAUAGGCCAUGGUGCUAG